UGUAUCUACAUGUAUCUCUCUACAGAAUGUAGAAUAUAUGUUUGGAAUAGUUGGUGUUCCAGUCAUUGAAGUAGCUAUGGCAGCUCAAGCCUCAGGAAUCAAUCCAGGUGCGUGUCUGGUUGUGUCUGGACCGGGACUCAUCCAUUCACUUGGUGGAAUGGCCAACGCUAACAUGAACUGCUGGCCUGUGAUUGUUAUUGGAGGCUCCUCUGAUCAAAACCAAGAGACCACUGGGGCGUUUCAAGAGUUUCCACAGGUGGAGGCAUGCAGAUUGUACAGUAAGUUCUCUGCUAGGUCUAGCAGUCUGGAUAUGAUCUCCUCAGUGGUAGAGAAGGCAGCACGCACUAGCAUGUAUGGACGUCCAGGUGCUGUAUACGUAGACAUAUCUGGGGACAUGGUCAAUGCUAAAUUGGACAGGAGCAGAGCCAGAGAGGUGCCCUGUAGUCCACCUCCUCCUGUGAGUAUGGCUGACCAUAUGGCGAUCACAGAAGCACUGGCGGUCCUGAAAGGAGCCAAACGGCCUUUACUCAUCAUUGGCAAAGGUGCAGCCCAUUGAAGAGCAGAGGGG
Molecule: messenger RNA, 568 nt
Organism: Coregonus clupeaformis (lake whitefish)
Lineage: Eukaryota; Metazoa; Chordata; Actinopteri; Salmoniformes; Salmonidae
Product: 2-hydroxyacyl-CoA lyase 1-like
Exons: 7
Coding region: 38-556 (172 amino acids)
Biological process (GO): fatty acid alpha-oxidation
Cellular component (GO): peroxisome
Molecular function (GO): thiamine pyrophosphate binding
Source: RefSeq, a predicted model, not a curated record